This is a messenger RNA of Alternaria postmessia, 3078 nucleotides long. RefSeq lists its product as uncharacterized. The transcript has 4 exons. NCBI's taxonomy places the organism in Eukaryota, Fungi, Ascomycota, Dothideomycetes, Pleosporales, Pleosporaceae. The coding region runs from base 1 to 3078 and encodes 1025 amino acids. The record is from RefSeq and is a predicted model, not a curated record.
AUGGCGACUAAAGUCUCACAACGAAGCGCACAGACUGAUCUUGGUCGUUUAUGGACAGAGGCGAUACGAGACUACAAUGCACGCACUAAAGAGGACCUUUCGGCCUUGGGCGCACGAAGUAUCACCGAGGUCAUGCGACAAACCGAUACAGAUAUGAAGAAGUUCAAAGGGUUUCGAGACGACGGUAGCAAGAUGUCGAGCUUCCGAUCGGCUAUGGGUGACCAUCUCGGCGACUUCCAGAAAUGCAUCGAUGGGUUUGCUGCAGUCGGAGCUGCAGUCAGUGCGUUUCCACCGGCGAUGCCAGUGGGACUGGUGUUCACGGCUGCUAGUCGCUUCAUAUCCGCUUUCGCAGGGGUCAGAGCUGAAUACGACCGCGUUGAAGAAUUCUUUGCAUAUUCAGCUCGUUUCUUCGAGCGAUUAUCGAUUCUGGAAGGACGAGCACAAUCUGGUCCACUUGCGAUCGCAAUCGUCAGAAUCUUCUCUAUGCAGCUAUCGGUAUGCGGCAGGGUAAGACGUCUAGUGGACGAGAAGAAGAUCAAGCAUUGGCUCAAUGCAUUGUGGAACGAAGUAGAUGAAGAGCUUGUAUCGGCGUAUGCUGCAAUGCAGGCAUCGAUCCAGGAACUCGACGAAGCUGUGGGGUUCGAAAGCUACAGCUCUAUCAAGACCGUACAGGACGACGUGCUUGUCAACAGUGCUAAACUGGACGAACUCGAUAAGAAGCUGCAAUCAUACCGCGAAAACUUGGGAAAGGACAUCCAGCAAGUCUACGCGAGCACCCUAAAUCUCCAGGUUGUCGUCAGCGAGGGAUUCUGCGCUGUCCAAUAUCAGCUAUCCGAAAACCAUGCUGAAGAGAGCGCUCUACUUCGCCAGAUUUUGAAACAUACAGCCAAGUUGAGCAAAGAAUCAGAAAAUGAUGACAAAAAGAAACAAGCUCGGAAACCCAAAGGCGACAUUGGUGAUCGCAAGUUCCAAGCUUUGCGCGAGCUCAAGAAGUUCUUUGCCGAGAAUUACAGUGCGUUUCCUUCGUGGCAGGAUGCCCACCAGCGAAACUUGUUGCAAGAAGAAGACAUGAGCGAUGCCAAGGUCAAGAAAACCGCUGAAUGGUUGCACGAACAUACAUCCUUCAAGAAAUGGGUGGAUAGAGAAAACCCUCUAUUGUGGCUACGAGGUGCCGAGGGAAUGGGCAAGUCAUUCUUAGCCUAUUCGGCUGAUCAAGAGCUACGACGCACGCAAAAUGAACACGACUGCUUCGCCUACUUUUAUUUCAAAGAAGAACAUCCUUAUCAACAGUCAAUGCAGAAUGCGUUUGCUUCUGCUGCACUUCAAAUCGCCGGGUCUAACAACAGAUACGCCGAACAGGUUGCAGCCAAGAUCAAGGACAAGUCCACCACGCCAGCAGAGACCACUUGGCAACGGUUCUUUCUCUCAAUGUUUCCAAGUGACAACAAAGUUGGCAGCCGCCUCUUUCUUGUCUUUGACGGCCUAGACGAGGCACAUGUACAGGAAGGUGGGAUAUUCACGCAGUUUCUGUCUGACUUAAAGGAUCAGAAAGCUAAUGUCUCGGUCUUUGCAACGAGCAGACCGGGAGAGAUCCCGACACUACAGUCUCUCGGACCCUUGGUUCUCGAUAUCACCAAGCAGGAGAUCAAACGCGACAUGAAACUACUCGUGAAAGAUCGCCUACAUACACUUCCGCGCGUGCGCAAGUUCAGUCACAAGGUCAAGAAAGCUAUCACUAGCAAAGUAGUCAAGCAAGCGGACAGUAUGCUUUACGUCGAGCAUAUGCUUAGGAGGUUCUCGUAUAUCGGUCGAGAACGAGCAGUCUCACAAGCAUUAGAGAACCUGCCUCCGAACCUGCAUGGACUUUACCGACUUCUUUUAGAUGAGUGUCGCCAAAACCGGUCGAAUGAACAAUACCAGGCAAUGAAAAAAUUGUUUGCGUGGCUGGCGUUCUCUAAACGAUCAUUGAGUGUGACUGAGGCUUCCGGUCUGAUUCGACUCACAUUACCUGAUGACACAUUCGAUAUCGAAGAGGAGAUUAUUGGACGUUCGUCACGCAUUCUUGAGCUUACCCAAGCACGUCAACUUGAGGAAGACGCUAAGGACGAUGAAAAUGAUGACGACGAGAACGACGAGUCGAAAGACGACGGCAUGCUUGUAAUCGACUACGAAGACUCUCCCCUAUGUUUCCAGGACCGCUCUCUUCGGCAAUACUUCAAGAGUGUGAGUGUCGAAGACGAUGGUACAACAGAGUUUCGAACGCCUGCUGCCGCUGCACAUCUUACGAUCCUUCAGAUGUGUGUAGAUAUCAUGAUGACAGCGGCCCAGGAACCUCGAUCAUCGACGAGGUCAGGACUUACGCUCUACGCCAUCACUUAUUGGUAUGAACAUCUCAAAGAGCUAGAUGUGGAUACUGUUUCCUCUGCUGUUGUCCGUGAUGUGCUGGUCAUCCUUCACUGCAUCACCAAUAAUAAGAACAAUGUCGCCAAACUGUUCGAGGAGCUAGCAACGGACACGGAGAUAUAUCCAGAGCCCACCCCCGAUGGACCUACCGCUUGGUUCGAUACACUUACACCAUGGGCGAAAAAGGCAACAACGCUGCCAAACGGGUCAAUAAAUGACGAAAUCUUGGACUGGGCGGUUACUGUCAACCGGGAUAAUGUUUUGCUGCCGCUAGCUCAAGGUCACGUGCAGAACUGGUUGGAUGCCGACGAUGAAUUUUGGAUACCCGAAAUCUUUCGAUUCGUGAAAUCUGCGCUUGCUUGUGCGAAUCGUCUCGAGGCUAAUGAAGAUGAUCCACUUCAAUAUAUCAACGCUGUCAUCACGCAAUAUAAUGUUCCAUCUAAGGACUACAAGGCUUUGCGAGUCACUGGUUUCACGCUGGCUGACUACAUCGACUCGACAGACGAUCCUGAUCGUAAACAAAAAUUGGCCACGGAAGCUAUAACCCACCUGGAGAGUGCGGUCGAGUGCAUGACAGACUUGUCAACAAUCAAGCCAAGCAAGCUGGGUACCCCAGCUUGGCUUGAUUGUUGGGUGCCUCUACUUCAGCUUAGCUUAAUUGGCUUGGUGGGUUAA